UGCCCUCCAGCAUUCACGCCUACCAGCGUCCGGUGUAUACCUUGCACGUUAUAGUCCCGGGACUUUAGCACACCAACACCUCGAUAGGUGUGGGGGUGAGCCCCAGAGGAGGUGUCAAUCCUAGCGCUGCUCAGUGACCGUCGCGGCGCCACCCAAGUAACACCUUAGCCUUAAACCCGCGACUGCAGCCGAAACCCUUCCUGCUGCCCGCAGCUGCAUUCGGGAGACGGGUUUUGUUCGGCAACCGUGUUGAGACGAUAUUUUCAAUACCCGAGGUUCGCCGGCCGUCGGAACCUGACUAAAAAUCUCGCGCGUGUUUUUACUUGUGUGAUUUUUAUUAUACGCUGUAGUCGAGAUGUUGUUCGUCUAAGACGCUGUGUAAGCCGCGAUAUUGUAUCGCCGGCGCAGAAAAUUCGCCAACGCGAUAUGCGGCUAAUCGAGUUUUGGUGCGCCGAUGAAUCGUUGUGAAUAAACAGACGCGUAGAAACAGUCGUCGUGUACGUCGGUGAUUAUGGUAUACAGUGUGAUCAAGUUUCGUAUUAUAAGUAUAUACCUUGGCGAAGAAGAGUAAUAAAAACGACCAGUGGUGUUUGAUUCGAUCGUUAUACGCAAUAAAUUGUACGCCUACCGAUACAGAGGAGGCUUGUUUUUCCGGCCACCCGUCGAAGUGCAAAAGUGUGUGUUUUCUCAAGCAACGACACGUGGUAUUAAUCCGUCGCGAUGCCACUGACUCUGAUACUCAAGAUUUACAUGAGCCUGACGAAGUCACGCGGUCGUAGCGUCGACUAUUCGCAGGCCUGAUCACGGUCGGAAUAAACGCUGGUUCAAAGACAGUAGCAACUCCACGCACUCGAGUCGCGUAGCCCCGCGAAAAUCGAAACCGCACCACGAACGAGAAUAAUUCCAAAGAACGAGCUAGGUGACCCCGAAGCCUGCGUGUAUCCUUCUCCUCGUGUGUGCCGUGUACGAUAAAAGAACGGGCGAGGUUGAUAGAUGAGGGAGAACGAUCUAUCGUGCCAGAUGGUUUAUGCCGAGUGAAUAGAAUCGUCAAAAUCGUCGUGUCGUAACGAGCGCUAUCACCUCGAGUUGCUCGUCGCUACGUGACAGGGUUACUGAUCCAUAUAUACGUGUGUGUAUGCACAUAUUUAUACAUAUGUGUAUAAUGCAUAUAUUUUAAAUCCAAUACUGUGAGUGCGCGCGUGUUUGUGAUUGGAGCCGGAAGCGAACGGCCGGUGCACCGAUCCCGUUUCUCCGAGAUUUUCAUAUGCAUUGAUACAUCGUUGCGCAUGCAUAAUAAAUAAAUAGUGAGGUGUUGAUGGUAUUACUACAACAUCAUACCGAUGAAUAUUGUUCCGGCUGUAAGAGCCGAGGAUGUUGUAAAGAGUAAAAGGGGGACGAGGAUUAUACAAAGGUGUGAAAAUGAUGAAGGAGAGCUUCGGAAAGAUCGGUAUAAAAAUCCAAAAACGGUGUCGCGUUACUACAAUCGAGAAAAAUUGCAGUCAUCGUCAUCAUCGUCAUCGUCAUCAUCAUCGUCGUCAUCAUCACCAGCAGCAGCAGCAGCAGCAGCAGCAAGGAUUCGGAGAUAUUCGCGCAAUAUCGCAUCGGCAGGAAAGGAAUAUCGGAAGCGCGACUCGCGACGCGAUCAUCGCGGUGUUGAUUUAAUAUCGGCAUCGAGGCGAUAAGCUGCCAGCAGUGCUUAAGGGAAGGAAAGAAGGAAGAAGGAAAGAAGGAAGGAGGAAAGGAGCGCAAGAAUCUCGCUGUCGGCGCGACUCGCCAGCCUAAAUGAGAUUCGAACAAGACUCGGCGUGCAGCAGGGGUACCCACUGCGCCAGCAUUCCGCUCCUACUUCGGCCCAGGUUAAUCUCGGGUAAGAAGGCCGACUCCGGAAGCGAGAACAUCGGCCCGCGAGAAGACGGCAAAGAGUUGGAGACGAACGUGGCCGAGGCUGCCAGGACGGGUGUCAGGGGGGCGGUGGGGGGGCCUGGGAUGGCGUACCCCGCACCGGCCGCGGCUCUCAAUCAACACGCGCCAUUCCCGACGAUUCCCGGAUCCGCGACGAGCUCGAGUCACUUGGGAAGCCAUCUGCCGGCCCCGGCGGCCCCCAGGCCAACGGACUUCAGCGUCUCGUCGCUCCUCACCGCCGCCUCCAGCCACCCGACCCACCUCCAGGGGGGCUCCUCGUCUCAGGGAAGCGCCUCGCCGCCGCCCGGCGGACCCGGAAGUCCCGCUGCCGCCCCGGAAACACCGCCGCCGCUUCCGAGUCAUCGGGAAACUUCUCACCCCUCGUCGGCGGUCGCGAGCUACUUUAGCGCCGCGGCGCUCGCCGCCGCUGGUUUUUACAAUCCGGCGGCCCAUCUCCCUCCCACCAGCUCGCCCGGACCCAACGGCGGGCAUCAUCUUCAGGGAAAGAGCAUUCUUUCCAGCCCCCAUCAUCACCCCCAUCUCAAUCCCCACGGACUCACUCCGUCCGCUUCUUGGCUGCUUUCUGAUCAGGAUUGGAUGUCGCCCGCUGCAGCUAUAACUCAAAAUUGGAAGAGACUGGGCCUUGGGCCCCAUACCCCCGAAGAGGCCCACGCCGCGGUGUUGGCCGCGGCCGCGGCGGCCUUGCACCACCACCACCACCACCAGGGCGGGCCCGGUGGUGGGAUGAGGCCCCUGAGGCAUCCUCUGCCCCCGGGGAUGCUGGGUCCGUCUCUGCCGCUCCCGCCUCACCACCCCCUUACGGGUCCCCAUCACCCCCUCGUACCGCCCCACCACCCCGAGGAAGACGGUGUCGUUGACGACCCCAAGGUCACCUUGGAGGGUAAGGAGCUUUGGGAAAGGUUUUACAAACUCGGGACGGAGAUGGUCAUCACGAAAAGCGGCCGGCAGAUGUUCCCGCAAAUGAAGUUCCGGGUGUCCGGCCUCGACGCCAAGGCGAAGUACAUCCUCUUACUGGACAUCGUUGCUGCCGACGACUACAGAUACAAAUUCCACAACAGCAGAUGGAUGGUCGCUGGUAAAGCGGAUCCCGAAAUGCCGAAGAGGAUGUACAUUCAUCCGGACUCCCCGAGCAACGGUGAACAGUGGAUGCAGAAGGUGGUGAGCUUUCACAAGCUUAAACUGACGAACAACAUCAGCGACAAGCACGGCUUUGUAAGUACUACGAUACUGAACUCGAUGCACAAGUAUCAGCCGAGGUUUCAUCUCGUCAGAGCUAACGACAUCCUGAAACUGCCCUACUCGACCUUCAGAAGUUACGUGUUCAAGGAAACCGAGUUCAUCGCCGUAACUGCAUACCAAAACGAAAAGAUCACGCAGUUGAAAAUCGAUAACAACCCGUUUGCAAAAGGUUUCAGGGAUACGGGGGCCGGAAAGAGAGAGAAAAAAAGACAGGCGCUGUUGACCGUGUCAGGCGGUGGUUCCCGGCUCUCAGGCGGCGAUCCGACGCCGAAGAAGCGACGCUCCUCGACGUCGGCGACGGACCUGGACGACGACGACAAACUGCUUGACGUAGUGGGCCCGGACACGCCGCACCCCGCGCACCAUCACCGGGAACGGGACCACUCAAGGGACCGGGAUGACCGGGCGAGCGACCGAGGCGAGGGGAGCGACUCCUCCGGUUCGGAGAGCGGCGGCACGGCGACGGCGAGUUCGGAGGGCCCGAGGCCCGACGUCUCGGUGGGCCCACCGCUCCACCCCCCACUCCUACCCUGCCUCUACCCGCCGGUACCGGGCCUCUACCCGGGCCCCGGUCCGCUGCUGCCCCCGAGUCCUCUGGGCCUGCACGCCGGCGUGACGCCGGGGAUGCUCUUCAACGCGCAACUCGCCCUGGCGGCUUCCCAACACCCGGCGCUCUUCGCGCACUAUCCCCACCCGCUGGCGAGCCCGCUUCACCAGCUUAAGGGGCACCGAUUCUCCCCCUACGGUCUCCCGGCGCCCUCGCACGGCUCGGCCUUCGAGACGGUGACUCCGGGCAGUCGGACCCUCAGUCCUCGUUCGCCGCCCCCGCGUCCUCCCACGGGAUCGCCCUCCCCCGGCGGCGCGUUGACCGGAACGCCAUCCUCGACGGGGGAGCUCAAGUCGAUAGAGAAUAUGGUGAACGGUUUGCAACGGAAACGGAGAACGACGAGCCCCGGACCCGUGUCUGGGAGUCGAAUGGGUGAUACGGAAACCGGGGGCGGUGCGAGUCCGUGACAGGAGACCGAGAUACGUGUUACCAGCACGCUACCGGAUCCGGAGGACGGGGAUCUGGACGAAUUUAGUCGGGAGGAGGACGAUGCCGAGGAGGGUGGCGAACUCGAGCCCGAUUCCACUUCACCGCCGUCGUAGCCGAACGCGGUUCGGCCUCAUCAGGGGCUUGGGUAACCGGCGGACGACGUCGCGGACGAGGAGGAGGAGGGAGGGAGGGAGGAAAGAGGGAGGGAAACCCUCCCCCGACGAUACAAAGUGCAAUUUAUAAUACAGAACCGCGAAGAGUCCUGACAAUUAUAAUAUAGAAAAAGAAAAAGAGUGAAAUACGUGAAAAAAGGGAAAACGAAAUAAAGAAGUAUACAAUCUUUUCGUACAUUAUAUAUAUAAUAUAACUGUUGUAUAAAUGUUUUAAUAACCGUAUGGCUAGCCUCGUUUAACAUUUAUUUACUGCAGGGGAAGAAAAAGAACAACAACGUAGGCUUUUCAAAGUCUGCAGGAAAGUGGAGGUUUUUUUGAGUGAACUUUGUUUUUUUCUUUCUUUCUCACAACUCUCGCGUAACGAAUGAACGAUUUCAAUUGCAACAACAGCGUUCGUGAUGUAGGUACAUGAUACACAUAACUGAACGCUUGUUGCUGAACGAGGUAUUAUGUCGGUAUGACUAUCUUUCGUGAUCGACGAGCGAGUCUCGCGGUUUACCGAUAUCAUUGUAGCUAUCUAUGUAAUGCAAUACCCGCGAAGUUACGACGUGUAUGUACAAUUGUUGGACGAAUUUUGAAUGACGUUUUUCAGAAAAACGUAACGAACAAAACGAACUGUGGCUCAACGGUGUGUCUCUCUGUGUGUAAAUAUACAUCUUUAAUUGAUAGAAAAUAUAAUAUUAAUAAUAAUAAAUAUUAAUAGUAAUAACGAUAAUAUUCAUAUGAUAAUAUUAAAGAGGAAGAAGAAGAAAACGAGGAGGAGGAGAGGAUAAAAAAACUAACGACAUGUAAAACGUUGAGAAUAUAUUCAUGCAUUGCAAUAUUAAAUAUACAAGUAUAUAUUUCAUACAUGGCAUAAACACAAGCUUGAAGCAUGUAUAAAAUAUAUAUAUAUAUAUAUAUAUAGGCGAUCAUGGAUGAGAUUUCAAUGAAAGGAAAGGAAAUAAUAUAACAGAAUGAAAAACAAGACAAAGUGAAAUCAGUCAGGAAGAAACUAAGAAAAAAUAAACGAAUAAGCACAAUUAUGAUUUUUACAAAUAUUAGACGAUUAAGGUACUUGGCUGAGAGCAAUUUAAAACGAUCUAUGAUAUGCGAUCUAUACACAUGUAAAAAUAUAACGAGAAAGAGAUUAAAUAUUGGGGAUAUAAAUAUAACGUCCGUGCAUUGUAGGUACUGUAAUUGACGGAAUCGAGGAGCGUCAAACGAUGUCUCGUUACUAUAUAUAUAUAUAUAUUCAUAAAUGCAUACAUAUUAUACGGUGUUCGUUAGAUCGUGUAAGAAAAGUUGCCGAGCGACGAUGUAAAUUACAGUUAUAUAUUAUUAAAAAUUCAAGAAUGCAAGGGAAAGAAAAGAGAAUGAAAAACACUAAAGUAAAAUAAUUGAAGUAAUGUGGAGAUGAAUAUUUAAAAAAAAGGUCGAAAUAAAAAAAAAUCCUA
Molecule: messenger RNA, 5807 nt
Organism: Neodiprion virginianus
Lineage: Eukaryota; Metazoa; Arthropoda; Insecta; Hymenoptera; Diprionidae
Gene: bi
Product: optomotor-blind protein-like
Exons: 8
Coding region: 1783-4176 (797 amino acids)
Biological process (GO): cell fate specification; regulation of transcription by RNA polymerase II; positive regulation of DNA-templated transcription
Cellular component (GO): nucleus
Molecular function (GO): RNA polymerase II cis-regulatory region sequence-specific DNA binding; DNA-binding transcription factor activity, RNA polymerase II-specific
Source: RefSeq, a predicted model, not a curated record